Messenger RNA from Phytophthora nicotianae INRA-310, 366 nucleotides. RefSeq lists its product as hypothetical. The transcript is spliced from 2 exons. The coding region runs from base 1 to 366 and encodes 121 amino acids. Lineage: Eukaryota; Oomycota; Peronosporomycetes; Peronosporales; Peronosporaceae. The record is from RefSeq and is a predicted model, not a curated record.
AUGCGGGAUAAGACUGAUGAGUAUUUUGAGGCUGAUCACGUGGACGCGUUAGUGGCAACACCAACACUGGCGUCCGCUCCAGACCAUGAGAGCGUUCUCAAAACUUUGCAGGAUAAGAUUCAAGAAGCUCAAGACGCGGGACUGCCAAUUCCAUGCGUUGAAACGCUGCAAAAGCUACUCGCUUGCUACUGUAAUGAAGGUGCUCGUCCGGUAAAGGUGAAGGCACGUCGCUACCCACCGCUUAAUCGGCAGUACUUGGAUAGUCACGUUCAGGAAUUGCUUGAUCACGGCCUAGCGUAUGUGAAUCACCGCAGUCGAUGGAUGGGCCUCGGCGCCCCGGAUUGUAGCGAAGAAGAACCCGGGUGA